Messenger RNA from Tribolium castaneum (red flour beetle), 1471 nucleotides. It is a transcript of the gene beta4GalNAcTB, whose product is annotated as beta1,4-N-acetylgalactosaminyltransferase B. The record is from RefSeq and is a predicted model, not a curated record. The transcript is spliced from 5 exons. NCBI's taxonomy places the organism in Eukaryota, Metazoa, Arthropoda, Insecta, Coleoptera, Tenebrionidae. Gene Ontology annotation, biological process: carbohydrate metabolic process; glycosphingolipid biosynthetic process. Gene Ontology annotation, molecular function: N-acetyl-beta-glucosaminyl-derivative 4-beta-N-acetylgalactosaminyltransferase activity; galactosyltransferase activity. The coding region runs from base 496 to 1407 and encodes 303 amino acids. Gene Ontology annotation, cellular component: Golgi apparatus.
GCAAAUUCUGAUAAAUACAAAAGUCCGUCAGCGCUAAACACGUAAUUAAAAUUUGAAAGUUAAUUAUCGAGUUAAUUCAGCUACAAACCGUGUAAUUACCCGACACACUUAAACUGCUACAGAUGUGUCAGAUUUAUUAACUCAACUUGUGGCAAUAGAUCAGAAAAAUAAUAAUUUGGUUGGUCCCAUUGUUACAUUAAAAUUCAAAGUGAUGAAUUAAUAAAAGUAGAUAAAAUAUGAAUAAUCCGCAUAAGUGAAAUUAUGGGGAAAAGGGGGAAACAGUAUGACUAAAUUCUUUAAAUUGUAAUGAAUUGAUUAGUCAGUAGUCAGGAAACCUAACCUCACUUGGCCUAGAAGAAGGCAGAAACAAGUCUUUUAUUUUUAAUUGGUGUAAUAAUGUGAAUAUUUCAGUGGCAGAGCGAAUAAAAUGAAAUUCUCUCGUUGCGCAAGACACAAUACUUAAUCCCCUUAUCAGGAAAAUGUAUUUCUCCUAGCAUGAUGUCGACAAGAAACGUUUGGAUUAUUUGUGGUAUUAUUGUAACGAUUGCAAUUUACUGGCCUACAAGACACGCCCGACGUUACGAUUACAUUGAUCUCAAAGAUGUGUACAAAGAAUUACAAUUUACGAACAAGUUAUCACAUUUGAGAAACUGCAAUUACAAAGAUGUCAUUUUGAAUAACAGUGAUGUAGAAAUUAGUGAACCUAAGAAUUAUUUUACACCCGAACAUGGUGGUGUGCAUAAACCAAACCAUUGUAAUCCUCUAAUAAAAGUCGCUGUGAUAGUUCCGUACCGAAACAGAUCGUUACAGUUAGAAACGUUUCUGAAUUACAUGCACAACUUUCUACAGAAGCAAUAUUUAUUUUACAGAAUUUUUAUCGUGAAUCAAGUCGACAGCUUACCGUUUAAUCGAGCGAAAAUGCUCAAUUAUGGUGCAAAAGUUGCAAUUGAUAUGGAUUUUCCUUGCCUUAUUUUACAUGACGUUGAUCUUUUACCUCUAAAUAGUGGAAAUAUUUACGGUUGUGUGAGCAAACCAAGACACAUGUCUAGUAGUGUAGAUACUUUUAGAUUUAAUUUACCGUAUUUAACGUUAUUUGGGGGAGUUGUGGCGAUUUCAUCGCAACAUUUUCGGAAAAUUAAUGGUUUGUCUAAUCAUUUUUAUGGCUGGGGUGGGGAAGACGACGAUUUUUACAAGCGACUCACUAUCAAUGAUUUAUCACCUUGUCGUUUUACCCCCGUUUUAAGUAGGUAUACAAUGCUCUUUCAUAAAAAAGAGAAAGCUAGUCCGAACAGAUAUGACAAUAUGGAAAAAUCCGCAGUUUUACACAAAUCGGAUGGAUUGUCAACGCUACCUUCAAAUUAUUCUAUCAAAAUGGAAAAGUUAUACACAUUAAUUUUAGCGUCUUAAAUUUGGUUAUUUUUAUUUAUUGUGUCUGUACAAUUCUAUUAUGAAUAAAAUGGUUUAGAAUGUA